CUUGAUGGUACUCGGGGCUAACGUUAUCAUAAAAUAGAACACGAAAACGUAGUGCUCUUAUGACCGGAUGGCUGGCUUUUGAUUGGUGCUAUUUUUUACUAAAGGAAGACCUUCUGCUUCUCUCCUUCUCUCUCUCCUUUUCUCUCUAUCUCUCAUCUCGAUCACUAACUCUGGACCCUGAAACUCCUUCUAUAACUUCUAAAAGAAGUCUAGCCGUAUGUUAAAACAUGGAUCGAAUGAGGUGGCUAGUGAAAAAUCUCCCGUCAGCGGCAGCGGCAGUGGCUGUGACGUUGUUGCUCAUUAGCGGCGACGGGGCGUUCGCCUCACCCUCGGACGCCAGAGCCACUAUUUCAAAGGAACCUACAGACACCAAUCCGCCCACAGUCUAUGAUCCGGACCACAACGUGACUUACGUCGGUGUUGCUCGUAAUGGCAUCGAAAUCUUCCUCAACAUCCCGUAUGGUGCGGACACGAGCGGCGCGAAUCGAUUUCGGCCGCCGCAGCCGGCUACCGUACCAUCGGGGUCCACUAUCAUCGCCCAGGCGUACGGUCCGGCCUGUCCACAGGCGCUCCGCAAUUCCACAAACCCCUUGGAGUUGAGUCCCAUAACUCAAGUGUCGGAAGACUGUCUGAACCUGAACGUGGCGCGGCCGAAGGGGCUAAAACCCUCAGACAAUCUGCUGCCCGUCAUGGUGUAUAUCCAUGGUGGAAGCUAUUUUGUGGGCUGGAAUGGCGAUUUGAGCAUUGUGCCGGACGGGUUGGUACUACAGGCGGACGAAAACGGGACCCCGGUUAUACAUGUUGCCAUGAAUUACCGGCUAGGGGUUUUUGGUUUUGCACAAUCGGAUGCCUUGCGCGCUGAAAAGUCCGAGAACGCUGCGCUCCGCGACCAACGACUCGCAUUCGACUGGGUACGCCAUAACAUUGCAUAUUUCGGCGGAGACCCAAGCCGCGUUACGAUUUUCGGGCAGUCGUCGGGUGGAGUGUCCGUGGGGCUGCACCUGCUUGCCUAUGGCGGUACCCAGCCAUUCCACUUCCAUCAGGCCAUCUGUCAAUCGCAGGCGCUCGCACCGGGCAUUACGGGUAACUUCACGCGCGACGCUAUGCAGGCGGUUGUCGACGCGACGGGCUGCAACGUGACGGCCUUCGACAGCAUCGAGACCGUAGCCUGCCUAAGGGAGCUUGAUACUGAGGUACUGGAGAGCGCGGCGCUGGACACGUGGCAGUACGACAACGCGCACAAUGGCGGCGACGUGUGGCUGCCCGUCGUAGACGGUGACUUCCUGCCCGCGGCGCCAUCACAAUUACUCCGGGAUGGCCGGUUCGCGGCGGUCCCGGACGAUGUGAACGCCAUCAUGAUUGGCUGGUGCGACGACGACGUCAACCAGUUCAUAGACCCAAGCAUUGAGACGGCUGCGGACACACGGAGUUUCAUCGGUGAAUUCAUUUCCGGUGUAUCGUCCACAAACCUCGAUACCCUGCUUGCGCUGUAUCCGGUCUCAGAUUUCGACGACGACCCAACUGCCGGGCUGAGCGCCGAGUUCUAUCGCGCGGCGCGUAUACAACGAGACGUCAUGAUGGUAUGCCAACCGAUCUACUUAGGCUCGAGCUUAGCCGCGGCUGUCAAGGAUACUAGUGACGACGACGACUUCCGCGUGUAUAUUUACGACUGGAACCAAACGAUGCUGGACACGGCGUUGCAGUCCUCGGAGAACGUGACAGGCCUGGGCUCUAUCCACACGAGCGAGUUCGCCUACGUCUUCGGCAACCUAAGCCGCUACGACGUGGACGGCUACGCGUACGCGCCAACAGACGCGGACUGGGUGCUUGAGCAGCGCGCAAGCCGCAGCUGGGCGGCCUUCGCGACGACCGGGCGACCUGGUACAUUGGCUGGCAAAAUUGUGGACGACGACAUCUUUCAAGGGUUUGAGCCGGGCUUAGAUGCGGAUGGAGAGCUAUUGGGCGUUUACGUGAUUGGAGGCCCGAACCAAGGGUGGGGCACGGUAGAGAGCGACGAUGGCAGGUCUCCCAGCCCAUGGAAGAUUAGCGCACAGAAGUUGAGAGAGCGUUGUGCAUUCCUCAAUUCGGAAGAGAUGAUUGAAGGGAUAAGAUAUUAGUCGUUUGGUUCAUCUUUGUGUAUUGUUCGUUCUUAUUUGCUUUCUUUUCUUUUUUUCUCCUUUAUCCUAACGUAGACAAAUGACAAGAAUCAAUCGCUACAGAGAGCCGUUGCGUUUCCGG
This is a messenger RNA of Truncatella angustata, 2238 nucleotides long. Its product is annotated as putative lipase. The transcript is spliced from 2 exons. The record is from RefSeq and is a predicted model, not a curated record. The coding region runs from base 228 to 2117 and encodes 629 amino acids. Lineage: Eukaryota; Fungi; Ascomycota; Sordariomycetes; Amphisphaeriales; Sporocadaceae.